Protopterus annectens (West African lungfish) is the source of this 769-nucleotide messenger RNA. It is a transcript of the gene POLR2J, whose product is annotated as RNA polymerase II subunit J. Gene Ontology annotation, biological process: transcription by RNA polymerase II. Bases 93 to 446 code for a protein of 117 amino acids. The transcript is spliced from 4 exons. Gene Ontology annotation, molecular function: protein dimerization activity; DNA binding. Lineage: Eukaryota; Metazoa; Chordata; Ceratodontiformes; Protopteridae. Gene Ontology annotation, cellular component: RNA polymerase II, core complex. The record is from RefSeq and is a predicted model, not a curated record.
CCGGAAGUAUUGCAAAAGGAUUUCAGUAUAGCGUUGUAUACAUUUCAGUUUGGUUUAAAGGGGUUGUUGUUUUCCUUCAUCCGUGGUAGAAAAUGAACGCGCCCCCAGCCUUCGAAUCGUUUCUACUUUUCGAGGGAGAAAAAAAGAUUACAAUUACAAAGGAUACGAAGGUACCGAAUGCUUGCCUGUUUACAUUGAACAAAGAAGACCACACAGUUGGAAAUAUUAUAAAAUCACAAUUAUUGAAAGACCCACAAGUUUUAUUUGCUGGCUACAAAGUUCCACAUCCUCUAGAAUACAAAAUUGUUAUCAGAGUACAGACUACCCCAGACUAUAGUCCCCAGGAGGCCUUCACAAAUGCUAUAACUGAUCUGAUCAGUGAGCUGUCCUUGCUGGAGGAAAGAUUCAGGGUUGCCAUCAAGGACAAACAGGAGGGCAUUGAAUAAAGUGAUGUGGGUGGUGUGUUAGACUGCUUCUGCUAUAAGAUGAUUACUCAUGAAUCAGAAACUUUCUGGAUUGAAUGACCCUUCAUUUUAUAUUCCUGCAUUCAGGAUUAUUUUUUUUUUAUUUAUUUUUGAAGGUCUGUUUGCUUACUGUGUCAGAUUUUUUUUUCUUUAUCUGUUAGUUCUACCCUCCAAGGACUUUUACUUAAAUAUGUUAUUUACACACUCUUGAAACUCAUGUUUUGUACAUAUUCCUUUGCAAAUGAAUUUUAAGUUUGUAGUCCCCACCAUCUGUAUGAGAAACAAAUAAAUGUUCUAGUGUUUAA